This is a messenger RNA of Atta colombica, 4721 nucleotides long. RefSeq lists its product as uncharacterized. Gene Ontology annotation, molecular function: muscle alpha-actinin binding; actin binding. The record is from RefSeq and is a predicted model, not a curated record. Gene Ontology annotation, biological process: actin cytoskeleton organization; muscle structure development. The transcript is spliced from 7 exons. NCBI's taxonomy places the organism in Eukaryota, Metazoa, Arthropoda, Insecta, Hymenoptera, Formicidae. Gene Ontology annotation, cellular component: Z disc; adherens junction; stress fiber. Bases 1 to 4425 code for a protein of 1474 amino acids.
AUGACAUCGGUGUAUCGUUUUGUGCAGCCUACCACCCGUUUUGGCACCCCGCCCGUCGAUUCACCGAGCUUACGAUCAGUCCAGGCACCAACAAGCAACAAUCUCGUUGGUCCUAAGCCCUUCGGUGGAUCGAGUGGAGGUUUCUCAUCGAAUUUGUCUCCGACUCCGACAUUGAAUUCCGGAAGCAAUACCUUGCCACGUCCUCAAAGCCAGACUGUGACAGAAACCUCCAACAGCGAGACUUACAAAAGAUCCUAUUAUCACGAGGUCGUAGAAAACCCGAAAGAUCAGUCCUCCCGUUCCGGCUCCAUAAAAUCCCGUCGGAGCCUUCUUUGGCCACCUCCGAAAUCUAUUGAAGAUAUUACAUAUCCUACUGCCAGUCCUCUAUAUAUCAAUCCGAAUCCUAUUCUCGAUAAAAGGUGCUAUCAAAUUAAAGAGAAACGCGCUAGUAUUGAGGCUUGCGAGCGAGCUUUGAGUCGUAGAACCGAGAGACAUCGGAGUGAAAGCAUCGAUAGAGAGAUCGAAAGAGUAGUGAGAGAAAACGGUCAUCAGCACGAAACUGACGUGAUGGACCGGCUGAGUUGUCCUGGACAGCCAAUAUAUCGGCGUAUCGAGCUGUGGGAUACCAAUAGAACCUCUCAAUCGGAUAUAACAAAGCCACACUCGAGGCCAAGUUCAACUGAUAGCAUCCGAAGGUCGCUGACACCCACCAGAAUCGUUCAACCGAUUCCGAAACCGUGGACUGCGACUGUCAGCAGCGGAGGUACUAAUCUCUAUCAGCAGAGUUAUGCAAUAUCGGCACAACAAGAACAGCCUGCAGGACAAAUUUACAAGAAAUUUACGCAGCGGGAAGUUUGUCGAGAACGUACAUCAGGCGGCAAGGAACAUCGGGAAGAACAACGAGCUUACAGAACAGAGAUCUGUCGAAGGGAGCAAAUCUGUCCGAAACCGCCCUUACCCACACCUAAGCAAGAGCCAGCAGAGACGGUUAAAGAAAUAGACACUGAGGUAACCAAUCUAAGGAGUGACGAGACAAAUGAAGUUUCAAAGGGUUUUCAGGGCGAACAUGAUCUGAUCACUGAAACGGCCGAAGAGACGGUGGACGGUGUGCACACGAAGCAAUCGGCAACUUUUGAAAAGACUGUGGAGAGGGUGUCAUCGCCGGAGAGAUAUAAUGUUCCGAUGAUAGAGAAAGCGGAAGACAAGACAGAGUCUCAGUAUUUCGCGAGAAGAAUUGAAAAAUACAUCGAUCGAAAGGUGGAAGAUACAACGGAACGAACUGUAGAGGAGUCCGCCGAGAUGGUUACAUCGGCUAUUGACGCUCAGCAGAUGUUAGAAAAAGCAAAGCAAGAGGAAGAAGAAAGAAAGAAAGAAGAGGAAGAGAAAGAACGAAGAAAGGAAAAAGAAGAAAGAAGAAAGCGUGAGGAAGAGGAACAAAGACGUCAAGAAGAAGAAAAGAGGAAACGAGAAGAAGAGGAAAAGAACAAAAAACAUGUAACUUUCAGCGCAGAGGAAGAGAUCGAAGAAGUGCUAGAGCAGCCGCUGGGCAGAACUGUCGUACGAGAAGAACGCAUCACAGAAUCAGACGGAUCUACUCCGGGACGUUGCAAGAUCACAAAAGAGACAUACGAAGAGAUUACUGAAGAAGUGCUGGUUCAGGAACGCGUCAAAAAAAGAGGAGUAGAAGACGAACGUAGAAAGAGUUUGCGUGAGCAAGUAGAGGUUCAUCAAAGUCUUCGAGAUCAACAAGCGCCGGAGAGACGAAAUGUUGUUGCGAGAUAUGGACAGCAACCUCAAGAGACCAUGGAGUCGUGUAAGAAAAAGGUACAAUUCUUGAAAGAGACGGAGACGGGGCCGAAACCUCUGUCUGACACGCCUGUAAAAAAUUCCACACCUAAGGAGUGGAAAUCCGAGAUGGUGAACGCCCUGACAACUGCAUCUGAUCGUCCUUACACGCCGUUGAAUGCCACUUCUAGCGUAAAAGAAUUAUAUACCGAAGAAACCAUCUACUUGGACCACAGAUGUCGCCCUAAGACACCGCCAAUCAAAAAGGAGAUUCGACCAAUUUCACCUUUCCAGCAAGCAUUAACGAUAGCGCCUGAACGAUCCUACACUCCUCUGAGUCGUGAAAUCGGACCAGAAGACCAACAAAUUGCCACUAAAUCGCAGACGCCAAGUCUUCAGUUACAAAAUGGCGAAUACUGCCCACCAUUAGGUAUUCUAUACGGUAAAGAAAAAACAGGGGAAUCUUACGCACGAGAACAGAUAUAUAUGAAGAAAGAAGUCAAGGAAUCGAGACCGCGACCUUUACCUACUCCGCCACCUGAUUAUCGUCUGAGAGACUCUUCAGCGUCACCUGCUGCGAGACCUCAAUCAGAAAUUCUCAAAUCAUCUAAAUCUUUUACAGCUGGUCUAAAAAAGCCAGAUGCCAUACCGGUCUAUCAGAAGAAUUUAGUAGCGAUGAAGAAAGGACCUAUAGAGGGUCAGCCAUUCGUUCCCAGUAGAACACCUACUCCAACUCGCAGAUCCAAGUCACCUGCUCAAGGACCGCCCGAGCCGCCAGCGUGUUACAUAAAAACUCGAGCCCCAAGAAUUCGAGAGGAUCCACCACCAUCGAAACGCGGUGGAGCAGUACAUUUUCCUUCGCGUAAGACCAUCUCUUACCAUGUAGAGGAAGAUACCGAUAGUGGUCACAGGAAGCAGGAAUAUUCUGCUUCGAGGACCGUCAACUAUGACGAGAAGGAGACCAGUCUCAAAGCAGGUCCGAUGGAGGCACUUUAUGCCCAGUUCCAGGAAACACGAUGUAUGACGAGUGAAGAAACUAGCGAGCAGAAAAAUAUUGCGACUCACGUAAAGAAAGCGCUUCAAGUAGUCGAAGAUUACGAGAAAUGUCAGCAAAAAGAGAUAUCACCAUCCCAAAAGCCGAAACCAAGCAUCUGUACCAUAAGUAAGGUGAGCCAUACAAAGCCCACUUUAUCAUGUCCUAUGACAACAUCUGCGCCAGUUAGACCGACCUACAGUAGUUCCACCGAAGUGCGUCACGUACGAUAUGAGACUCCUUCACCGAAACCUUGUCCGGAAACAGGAGUGACCGUUCUACCUUGCAAAGCGUAUUCUGAUCAGGGAAUCAAAGCCGGCGUCGUCGUAGUGCCCUGCGAUGAUUCUCAGACCUGUUCUAGAUCCGGAAUCUGCGUGACAGCCACGAAAGAUCAAUCAGGCGUGUGCGUGUCACCUUCAUUCGGUAUGCGAUCCGGUAUCUGUGGUCAACCAUCAGGUACUUGCGGUCGCGAAUCUAGUUGCGAUUUCAAUAUUUCCAACUGCCCAAGUUCUGACAUCUGCGUAACUCCGUGUGUCGACGGUUCUGUUUGCGUGGCACCUUGCAAAAAAUCUGGUCCGAAUCAAUCCAAGGCAAAUCUUCCCUUCCCUCAAAUCCCGCUUCCCUAUAAAAAAAUUCCCUCACCAGCUCCUCAAUGUUCAGCUCCUAGCUUCAAACCUCGCACUAACCUGAGUGGUCAGCUUGCCCGAUUGACCGCCAAAAACGGCCAAUCAAACGUGCCCAUGGUACAGCUUUACAAAUCGAUCCAGACUGAACCGACUCUUCAGGCCCAGAGUUAUUCCGAAGACACUUAUUAUCACACUCAGAGCUACCGCGAAACCGGCAAUCAUUGCCAGAACAUUCAGAACCGCUGCCAAGACCAGAUCCAUUGUGAUCCCCUUAGUGAAACCCAGAAUUUAGUAGACCCACCAAAUUUGUCGUCCCACCCGGAUCUAGGUACUGGAAUCGGUGGCCUCGGCAGCGCGGGUUCCAAGACCGGAUCGUUCGCUGGUAGCAGUGCACCCAAACGUGGACGGGGUAUCCUGAAUCAGGCUGUCGGAGCGGGAUCGCGUGUACCCCUGUGCGCUCACUGCAACUCAUAUGUCAGAGGGCCUUUCAUCACUGCUUUGGGCCAAAUCUGGUGCCCCGAUCAUUUUGUCUGCGUUAACGCUCAAUGCCGUCGUCCUCUUCAAGAUAUCGGCUUCGUCGAGGAAAAAGGACAACUCUAUUGCGAAUAUUGUUUCGAGAAAUUUAUUGCUCCUACGUGCAACAAAUGCAAUAACAAAAUCAAAGGCGAUUGCUUGAACGCGAUUGGAAAGCACUUCCACCCUGAGUGCUUCAACUGCGCUUAUUGUGGCAAACUUUUCGGUAACAAUCCGUUCUUCUUGGAGGAAGGAUUGCCUUACUGCGAAGCUGACUGGAACGAGCUGUUUACCACGAAAUGCUUCGCAUGUGGAUUCCCAGUCGAGGUUGGCGACCGUUGGGUGGAAGCCCUAAACAACAAUUAUCACAGCCAGUGCUUCAAUUGCACGAUGUGUAAGAAGAAUCUCGAGGGCCAAAGCUUCUAUGCGAAAGGCGGUCGUCCUUUUUGCAAAAAUCACGCACGUUAAAAUAAUCAUCAACCAUCGGAUACGAUCAAUGGAAUGAUAAGAGGAGAAAAAAUAGGAAAGAGCAAAAAAAAUGAAGAGAAAGUGCAACGAAGAAAGAAUACAAUGUUAAUGUCAAUUACUUUAUCGUGAUUAUUUUUUUUCUGUGUCUUCGAUCAAGAUCACUUUAACUAACCCUUUGUUAAAUCUACGAGCGAUCCUUCGUAUAGCUACAAAAAUACAGGAUUAAUUAAGGGUGAUUUUGACAACGAAACUUCUUUAUCACCGAGUCUGAUAAUGAAUCGCAAUAUCAGUAAUUG